Molecule: messenger RNA, 1470 nt
Organism: Pyricularia grisea
Lineage: Eukaryota; Fungi; Ascomycota; Sordariomycetes; Magnaporthales; Pyriculariaceae
Exons: 3
Coding region: 278-1366 (362 amino acids)
Molecular function (GO): NAD binding
Source: RefSeq, a predicted model, not a curated record
UCAAGUUUUACCAAAACUGUGGUUCCCUCCGAUAGUUAUGCACACCAUUACAAGUCCACGUUUGCGCGUCCGAUCACGGAGCGGUGCUAUUUUUUGCGACGGGGGGAAAAAUAGCCUAGCUUUCAUCAGCCUUAGAUUGAGUCACCAACCAGCAAACUUCAUACGAUUCUUUUUUCCCCCUUUGUCCCAACUUUUCCAUGACGAAUUCUCCUUGGCAUUUUUUUUCGAUCUUUUUAGUUUGUUCUAAUUCUGGAACGCAUGCCACACUCUGUUUUGAAUGAAUCAAAAACUAGAAUUCGGAAUGCCGCCAACCAACCACGUCCUACUCAUCCUGAUGCCCUGGGAUCCAGACUCGGCUUGGCUAGCAAGUCUGGCCAACGCCAGCCCAGGCAUCGAGGUGCAUAGCUUCAAGAUUAGUUAUCGAGACGAGAAGAUACCGGAGGAGGUGCCCGCUGAUUUGUGGGCAAGGACGACAGUCCUCUUCACGUGGAGAUCGUUUCCAACAUUAGAGAUGGUCCCUAAUUUACAGGUGGUCCAAAUUUUGAGCGCCGGGUCUGAUCAUCUACAACGCGUUCAAUUGUUCAAGGAACAGACUGAUAUCAAGUUCUGCACCGCCAAUGGAGUCCAUCCACCCCAGAUGACCGAGUGGGUGUUUGCAACAUUUUUAGCCUCUCAGCAUCAGAUCCCUCAGUAUCUCGAGUACCAAAAAGCUCGCCACUGGGAGCUUUCCCAAACCGACGAGGAUGUCGAGGAUGCCGUGGGCUUGCGCGUCGGAAUCCUCGGUUACGGAUGCAUCGGCCGCCAGUGCGCACGUGUCGCUCGCUCGCUGGGCAUGGAUGUGUAUGCGUACACCUUCCACGAGAGAUCGACCCCUGAGUCGCGCCGUGAUGAAUCCUUCACCGAGUCUGGACUGGGGGACCCUGAGGGAAUCUUCCCAUCCAGGUGGUUUCACGGGGAUGAGCAGCUGAGCGAGUUCCUAGGUUCGGGGCUGGACCUGCUCAUCAUUACUCUGCCACUGACCGAAAAGACCAGGAAGAUGAUCUCGACGGACCAGUUUAAGCUUCUCGGAAAGAAAAAGGCCUACUUGAGCAACGUCGGGAGGGGUGCGAUUGUUGAUACUGAAGCACUCAUGGAGGCGCUCGACCAGGGAUUGAUCAGAGGCGCUGCCCUGGAUGUGACGGACCCUGAGCCUUUGCCUAGCGAUCACAAACUCUGGGACUAUAAAAACGUCAUCAUCACGCCUCAUGUGAGUGGGAAUUCGUACAGGUACAACGAGAGGGUAUGCAAGAUCCUCCGGUACAACCUUGAGCGGAUGUCCGAGGGGAAGGAUCUCGUCAACGUGGUGAACAAGAAGCUUGGCUACUGAAACAAAACCUCGGAAUGGAUUGAAGAAGGAUGUUCUUAUCAAACAGCCACUUUUAGUAGCUAGUAAUCAGGUUUGACUCCCACCCAGUAUCAAUGAAGAUGGAA